AAGGUGCGAGGUGCUCUGUUCUCAUCCGGGUGCCCCACCAACGACAAAAAAUUCUCAAGUUCCUCGUGGUCCAAAAUACAAAGAAACCCUUCAAGCCAGGGUUACACACAGCGGUAAUGGAAAACAGAGGCACGCAGAUAAGGAGGUCAGUGCGUGCCAGUAUAAAGGCAGCCAGGCCGGGCGGCUCAGCCUGGUGCUGCACUCUCCGGACGGGUGCACCAUGGCCACCAGCUGCACCAUGAAGUGCCUCGUGCUGGCCGUGCUGUGCCUGCAGCUCACGGAGGGGCUGGUGAGGAUCAAGCUGAAGAAAGGCAAGUCCAUACGGGAGAAAAUGAGGGAGGCAGGAGUGCUGGAGGAAUACCUGAAGAAAAUUAAGCACGAUCCAGUCAAGAAAUACCACUUCAGGAGGGACUCCGUUGUGUACGAGCCGAUGGCCUCCCACCUGGAUUCCUCCUACUUCGGGGAGAUCAGCAUCGGGACCCCCCCGCAGAAAUUCCUGGUGCUCUUCGACACUGGCUCCUCCAACCUGUGGGUGCCCUCCACACUCUGCAAGACGCCAGCGUGCAGAAACCACGCCAGGUUCAAGCCCAGAGCGUCCUCCACUUACACCAACAAUGGGCAGACCGUUACACUGUCCUACGGCAGCGGGACGCUGACGGUGCUGCUGGGCUACGACACGCUGCGGAUCCAGACCAUCUCAGUCAGAAACCAGGAGUUUGGGCUAAGCCAGAAUGAGCCCACCCAGCCAUUCUACUACGCCCAAUUCGAUGGGAUCAUGGGGAUGGCUUACCCCGCCCUUGCAGCCGGAGGGACGCCCACCCCACUGCAGGGCAUGCUGCAGCAGAACCAGCUCAAACAGCCCAUCUUCAGCUUCUACUUUUCUCGCAAUCCCACCUACAACUACGGGGGAGAGCUUGUGCUGGGAGGAGUGGACACUCGGCUGUUCACUGGGGACAUUGUGUGGGCACCAGUGACCCAGGAGCUUUACUGGCAGGUGGCAAUCGAUGAGUUUGCUAUUGGACAGUCGGUGACGGGCUGGUGCAGCCAGGGCUGCCAGGCCAUUGUGGACACAGGGACGUUCCUGCUCACCGUGCCCCAGCAGUACCUGAGCAGCUUCCUGCAGGCUGUGGGUGCACAGGAGACCAGCUUUGGGUAUGCAGUUGACUGCAAUGAGAUUCAGAGCUUGCCCACCAUCACCUUCAUCAUCAACGGGGUGCAGCUCCCGCUGUCCCCCUCUGCCUAUGUCCUCAACAACAAUGGGUACUGCACUGUUGGGAUCGAGGUCACCUACCUGCCGUCCCAGAGUGGGCAGCCGCUCUGGAUUUUGGGUGACGUCUUCCUCAAGGAGUAUUACACCAUCUUUGACAUGGGGUACAACCGCAUCGGCUUUGCCAAGUCAGUGUAGAGGAGUGGGGCAGCAAAACGCAGCCCCCUCCUGCUCUGAGCGAGCCUUGCUGUGGGUUUCCUAUGGGCCUUUAUGCUCCUUUAUGUGCUCUCUGUCUCUCCGAGGUUUCUGUGUAAGGCCGUGCUCUCAGUCUCCUGUUGCAA
Numida meleagris (helmeted guineafowl) is the source of this 1548-nucleotide messenger RNA. Its product is annotated as gastricsin-like. Gene Ontology annotation, biological process: proteolysis. Bases 221 to 1405 code for a protein of 394 amino acids. NCBI's taxonomy places the organism in Eukaryota, Metazoa, Chordata, Aves, Galliformes, Numididae. The transcript has 9 exons. Gene Ontology annotation, molecular function: aspartic-type endopeptidase activity. The record is from RefSeq and is a predicted model, not a curated record.